Lacerta agilis (Sand lizard) is the source of this 2558-nucleotide messenger RNA. RefSeq names its product p53 apoptosis effector related to PMP-22-like. The transcript is spliced from 3 exons. Gene Ontology annotation, cellular component: membrane; cell-cell junction. The coding region runs from base 197 to 778 and encodes 193 amino acids. Gene Ontology annotation, biological process: cell-cell adhesion. The record is from RefSeq and is a predicted model, not a curated record. NCBI's taxonomy places the organism in Eukaryota, Metazoa, Chordata, Lepidosauria, Squamata, Lacertidae.
UCAACAGGUUGCUGCCGCCGCCGCCGCUGCCCCUGCUUCCCUCGGUGCCUGGAAUCUAGGCGCGGCUCUCUCCUCCCUGCGAGGAGAUUAAAAGGCGCCCAGCUCCUAAAAGCGGCCUCGCGCGCGCGCACCGGCCCAGUCCAAGGGAGCUUCUCCUCCUCCUCCUCCUCUCCGCUUUUUCCCUCUUCUGCCCAACAUGGUUCGCUGCGGCUUGGCCUGCUGGAGGUGCCGGUGGCUCCUGCCCCUUCUCUUGGGCUUAGCUAUCAUCCUGGGCAUCAUCGCCUUGUCUGGCAGGGGGUGGCUCGAGUCCGCCGAACAGCCUUACGUGCGCAAAGCCUCUCUCUGGUCGGACUGCCUGAAAACCGGCGAAGAUGAUUUGAACUGGGAGUGCAGAUCCCUGAUGGAUUAUAGUUGGGGAAGAGCUUCUGCUGCUACAUAUCUUGUUGGCUUUGUCAUCCUCUGCAUCUGUUUCUGCCUAGCAGUCAUAGCCUUUUCCAUUGAUAUACUACGGUUCAACUUUGUUCGAGGCAUUGGAGGGUUGCUCUUCGUCGUUGCUGCUUUCCAAAUUAUAGGCCUGGUCAUCUAUCCAGUGAUGUUUGUGGAGGACAUUCCAUUGACAGGAAGCAACAUGUUCAGCUGGGCUUAUGGCUUUGGUUGGGCAAGCACUGUGAUUGCGAUAGGCUGUGCCUUCUUUUUCUGCUGCCUCCCCAACUGGGAAGAUGAAGUCCUGGGCAACAUCAAACCCUACCCCAUCUACAGCAGUGGCGAACGUGUUUGAUACGGAGUUAGUAGAAAAGAUUGCUUUCAGUAAAGAAAACUAUAUCGUUUCUGGCUUGUGGGAAAGAGCAUGCUUAUAUUGCCCUGUUUUCAUUUGACAUAGAAUUCCUAGCUUUGUUCUAAUAAUUACACCAAAUUUCACAGUUCGUUUUUAGUCUUGUAUCCAUUUUCAGAUCUGGCAGCUGCUGUUAUUACAAGGAAGACAGAAUAAAUUGUAUUUUGAUGGUUAAUACGAGUUUCCUUUUAAUAACCUCAUAAGAAAGUAAGAUGUGUCUCCGUGUGGUUUGUUUCUAUGUUUUGAUAUUUUACUGAGUAAAUUCCUUUUACACUUUAAGACCAGCACAACCCUCAGAGUCUAGGUUUGCAGGAUCCUUAUCCAGUAAUGUCAGUCUGAUAUGGAUUUUAGAAAAAAACUAAAAGUUACAGCAAGAUAGUGUCAAUGAGAAUGCUUUCGAAAAGUGCAGAAUAAAUAUUUAUACAUUUAGCACACAAUCUUUUAAGCUAAGCAAAGUUUCAGUGAGGCUUGCACCAGAAGAGUGCUUAAGAGUUGCAGCCAAUAUGACUACAGUACUGAGCUUAAAUAGUUACUACUUACUCCACAGUAAAUUCAAGUGCAAGGAUUGCAACAUUUUGUAUGCACAAGUAUAAUGCAUACUGGCAUUCUGUAGGUUUUCAAAUUAAUUGCCUCAAUCUCCUCCCACCCCAUGUCAAUCAAUCUCCAAACACUGUAAAAUAUUUUGUAUGUUUUACAUUUCUCAGUUGUGAAUUGAGGGUGAAAGAAAGCUUUAGAGCUGCGUUUCUAUCCCUACACUCAAUAUCUGAUAGAAUUUUAUCAAUGCUAAAUGGACCUCCCUGUAAAAAUUUUUAUAAGAAUUUUGAGAUACAAUUUUUGAUACAAAUAAAUUGCAAAAAGUAACAUGCUCUAGCAGAGGUAAUGGUAGUAGUAAUAAAAAAUGUGUGCCUGCUUCCAGUCUUACUCUCCAAAGUCCCUAUGGCAGAAAAUUCACAACAGGGAUACCAUAUCCAUGAAAUGAGAACUGUAGCUUUCCCAGAGAUGUCUAAAAGCUGGAUUUACAAAGCUAGCCAUAAUCACAUAAGAGAUAAGAUGGGCAAUUAUCAAGCAGUGAGAUACUAUAUUGCAGGUUUUUAAAUCUAUGGUGAUGCUCCUCCAUAUUUGAUCACAUCUAGGAAAGUUAAGCAUGUGCUUAGCAGUGCAGUCCUAUAACUCUUUACUCUGAAGUAAGCCCAUUGAGUUACUGACAAUAGAAUUGCAACCUGGGGUUCCCAAACUAAAAAUUAGUGGGACUUAAAAGUGUAUCAAUUUGGGUUCUGUAACUUGGAUGAUGACAAAUAUUUUUAGGUCUUCAAAGUGUCCAGAUUUUAGAUGCUAUAUGUAGUGAUGGACAGGAUUAAAGUGGUACUAUUUUGAACACAAUAUUUUUUAAAAAGGUUAUUAUGACUGGAAACCUUGAUUGGAAUAUGUGUAUACUUUCAUAUACUUAAAAUAUUUUGUAAAUGUAUAAAACCUAUGUUUAUCAUGACAGCCAUCAUGAUUUAAAGUAUAUUACUAAGAAGAGUUUGGAAUAUCAAAUAUCAGUUUUAUACCUUUUUACAGGGUUUUUUUUGUAUUUGCAGAAAUGUUGUGUAUUGCGAUUUAUAACUUCAGACAUGACUAUUUGAUGUAUUUUAUAAAUCUCAUUGUCCAAACAAAUCCAUCCACUGUUGAAUAAUUUGCUUAAUAAAGGUUGGUAAAGCAAAAUAAGUUCUCAAGAAAAAACUAA